AUGCAUGAGAAUUUCAUGUUGUACAAGAGUGAGGAGAUGGAAGUGAAGAAGAUAAUGAGCCACAGGAAGUUGAUGUUCCAUUCGACUGCGGACUACGAUGACGCAGGACCCAACCCUAAGCACGACCCAAGAAAGAGGCCCGGAGGCAAACCUUGA
Arabis nemorensis is the source of this 156-nucleotide messenger RNA. The record is from the annotation of a GenBank genome assembly. NCBI's taxonomy places the organism in Eukaryota, Viridiplantae, Streptophyta, Magnoliopsida, Brassicales, Brassicaceae.